Molecule: messenger RNA, 1462 nt
Organism: Daucus carota subsp. sativus
Lineage: Eukaryota; Viridiplantae; Streptophyta; Magnoliopsida; Apiales; Apiaceae
Product: nuatigenin 3-beta-glucosyltransferase
Exons: 2
Coding region: 1-1437 (478 amino acids)
Molecular function (GO): UDP-glucosyltransferase activity
Source: RefSeq, a predicted model, not a curated record
AUGGCCAACAUAGCAAACCACAACAUCCAUGUUGUCUUCCUCCCCUACUUAACUUCUAGCCACCUUAUUCCCCUGGUGGACGCGGCCCUCCUCUUCGCCUCUCGCGACGGUGUCAAAGUCUCCAUCGUCACAACUCCAUGCAACGCAGCCAUGUUCCAAUCCUCUGUCGACAAGAGCACAAAUUCUGGCCACCAAAUUGCAAUUUACUCCGUCGAGUUCCCCUCAGCACAAGUCAAUCUCCCCGAAGGAAUCGAGAGCAUGAGCACCGCAACGUCAAUUGAACAAUACUUAAAGGUAUGGAAGGCGAUAGAAUUAAUUCAAAAACCGAUGGAAAAUUUAAUUCGGUCUUUAUCUCCCGAUUGCAUUUUUUCAGAUAUGUUCUAUCCAUGGACUGUUGAUCUAGCACUGGAGCUUAAUAUUCCUCGGCUCAUGUUUUUUGCUUCCAGUUUCUUUUAUCAGUGUAUCAGACACAACAUAAAACUCCGUACUGAUAAUCUCGUGAAGCCCGGAACAGAAACAUUUUCUGUUCCGGACCUCCCUCAUUGCAUCGAAAUGAAAAAGACUCAGCUGCCAGAGUAUUACAUGACCAGAACACAAUUCGGGGAAUACAUCAAAGUGAUCGAUAAAUCACAAACUCAAAGCUAUGGAACAGUCCACGAUACUUUUUUCGAGCUCGAGCCGGCUUAUGUCGACCUCUACAAGAAUACGAUUUGCCAAAAAUCCUGGCACAUCGGUCCUUUAUUUCAUUUUUCUAGAAGAAAUGAGGUGCAGAUUUCAGGGGAAAACAUCAGCUCCAAUCAAGAUUGUCUGAACUGGCUCGACACACAGGAACCAAAAUCGGUUGUUUACGUGUGCUUCGGGAGCAUGGUUAAAUUUAGCGACGCACAAUUGAGAGAAAUUGUACGAGCAUUAAAUGCGUCGAACCAGCCGUUUAUUUUCGUGACAAAGACAAGUGUGUCAGUACUAGGAGGUUUCGACGAGAACAAGGGAGUCAUAAUAAACGGCUGGGCUCCACAGAUCAAGAUAUUGAACCACGUGGCAGUCGGGGGUUUCAUGACACAUUGCGGCUGGAACUCGGUUCUUGAAGCAAUGGUUGCUGGUGUGCCACUCAUUACUUGGCCUUUGUUUGCUGAACAAUUUUUUAACGAGAGAUUUAUAAUUCAGGUUUUGGGGAAUGGAGUUGAAGUGGGAUCCGAUGUGUGGAAUUCGGGGAUGGUGAUUAAGAGCCCGGUUAUCGAGAAACGGAAGAUAGAGAGGGCGGUGGUGAGGCUGAUGGGAGGAUCGGAUGAAAGUAAGAUGAUUAGGCGACGGGCGGAGGAGUUGUCUGUGAUGGCUAGACGUGCGACGGAGGAAGGGGGAUCAUCUUGUGAGGAUCUCGCUGCAUUGAUUCAGGAUAUCAAAGAUCUUGCGGCGAAGAAAAAGUGUUGUAAUUGUUAAUUUAACAUUGCAAUAGUUUGUUUGU